AUUUCAAUUUAAUCAAGAAUGGAAGGUUUCGUUGCAUCUUUCGUGAGUUCAAAAAUAAGGAGUCUGGAACUAGAGAAAUCUUUUCCCAGAUUCUAUAUUUCGUUAAUAGUCAAUAUGGUGCUCUUGAUACUGAUGACAGUGAGUUUGGUCGUCUUGUUUGUGUUUGUGAAAAGUAUUCCAGAGUUUUUAAAGAAACAUUUCUGCUUGGUCUUAACCAUAAUGUCAGUCGUCACCAUUCUAUUUCUUGUAUUUGCAUUCAUGACGAAAAUUCAGUGGAAUAUUGUCACCGUCUGUAUAGUGCUUUGGAUUAUA
Molecule: messenger RNA, 312 nt
Organism: Trichobilharzia szidati
Lineage: Eukaryota; Metazoa; Platyhelminthes; Trematoda; Strigeidida; Schistosomatidae
Source: the annotation of a GenBank genome assembly